Messenger RNA from Acanthisitta chloris (rifleman), 1821 nucleotides. Its product is annotated as insulin-like growth factor-binding protein complex acid labile subunit. Gene Ontology annotation, cellular component: extracellular matrix. Gene Ontology annotation, molecular function: protein binding. NCBI's taxonomy places the organism in Eukaryota, Metazoa, Chordata, Aves, Passeriformes, Acanthisittidae. The record is from RefSeq and is a predicted model, not a curated record.
AUGAGCGCAGGCAAAGGCCUCCCCCUGCUGCUGCCCCUGGCCCUGCUGCUGGUCGCUGCCUCCGGGCCCGGGGGGGGAGACCCCCCGAGGGAGCAGGGGGACGCUGACCCCCCGCGCUGCCCCAGCCCCUGUGCCUGCAGCUUGGACGAGUACAGCGAGGAGCUGAACGUCUUCUGCAGCGCUCGCAACCUGUCACGGCUGCCCGAGGACGUGCCCCACAACGCCCGAGCCCUGGACGGAAACACCCUGCCCACGCUGCCAGCUGCAGCCUUCAGGAACCUGUCCGCCCUGGACUUCCUGGACCUGCAGAGCAGCCAGCUGGGCAGCGUGGAGCAGCACGCCUUCCACGGGCUCAGGAGCCUCUGCCACCUGCGCCUAGAGCGCAACCGCCUCAGGCACCUGGCUCCGCAUACCUUCCUGCACACCCAGAACCUCGUGUUCCUCAGCCUCAACAACAACCACUUCAGCAAGGUGGAGGAAGGGCUGUUUGCUGGGCUCUCCAACCUCUGGUACCUGAAUCUGGGCUGGAACUCACUGGUGGUCCUGCCUGACAAGGUCUUCCACGACUUGCCCAACUUGAGGGAGCUGAUCCUGGCCGGGAACAAGCUCCCCUACCUCCAGCACCAGCUCUUCUGCAGCCUCACCGAGCUGAAGGAGCUGGACCUGAGCGGGAACGCGCUCAAGGGCAUCAAGAUCAACAUCUUCGUCAAGCUGCAGAAGCUGCAGAAGCUGUACCUGAACCACAACCAGAUCACUGCCAUCGCCCCCCGAGCCUUCAUGGGCAUGAAGUCUCUGCGGUGGCUGGACCUGUCCCACAACCGCCUGGUCUCGCUCUAUGAGGAAACCUUCCUGGGCCUCCUCAGCCUGCACGUCCUGCGCCUGUCCACCAACGCCAUCGCCAGCCUGAGGCCCAGGACCUUCAAAGACCUCCAGUUCCUGGAGGAGCUGCAGCUGGGGCACAACCGGAUCCGGAGCCUGGCGGAAAGGACCUUUGAGGGGCUGGGGCAGCUGGAGGUGCUCAGCCUCAACAACAACCAGCUGCAGGACAUCAGGCCUGGGGCCUUCCUGGGGCUGUACAACGUGGCGGUCAUGCACUUGUCUGCCAACUGCAUCAAGGUCCUCCCUGACUUUGUCUUCAAGGGGGUCACCAAGCUGCACAGCCUCCACCUGGAGCACAGCUGCGUGGGCAGGAUCCGGGCAAACACCUUCUCUGGCCUGUCCAGCCUGCGGCGUCUCUUCCUGCAGCACAACACCAUCUCCCUCAUCGAAGACCAGAGCUUCAGCGAACUGCAUGAGCUCCUGGAGCUCGACCUGAAGCACAACAGGCUGAGCCACCUCUCACCGCAGCUCUUCGUGGGUCUGAGCAACCUGGAGUACCUUUUCCUCUCCUCCAACCAGCUCCUGGAGAUCUCCCAGGACACCUUCAGCACACUCCAGAGACUCUUCUGGCUCGACCUCUCCCAUAACCAGCUGGAGACACUGGACAACACUGUCAUCUCUCCCCUGGGCAGCCUGAGGUACCUCAACUUGAGGAACAACUCCCUGGAGACCUUCUCGGUGGCUUUCCUGUGCGCCCCCUUCGCCCUGGAGCAGCUCUGGCUGGGGGGCAACAACUGGCACUGCAACUGCUCCCUGAAGGGCCUGAGGGACUUCUCCCUGCAGCACCCCAUGGUGGUGCCACGCUUCGUGCAGUCUGUGGCCGAGGGGGACGACACCCACGUCCCCAUCUACACCUACAACAACCUGACCUGCCUGCAGCCCCCAGCCCUGGCGGGCCUGGACCUCCGGGACACCUCUGAGGAGAGCUUCGCUCACUGCUGA